This is a messenger RNA of Magnolia sinica, 1057 nucleotides long. RefSeq lists its product as uncharacterized. NCBI's taxonomy places the organism in Eukaryota, Viridiplantae, Streptophyta, Magnoliopsida, Magnoliales, Magnoliaceae. The coding region runs from base 546 to 995 and encodes 149 amino acids. The record is from RefSeq and is a predicted model, not a curated record. The transcript has 5 exons.
GCCAAACUGGUACGGUCGGCAUUUUGGUUCAGAAACGGCUUUAAGCCGUUUCUGAUUUGAAACGGUAGUAAAUCGUACUCGAAUAGUGGCUAUUGUACGUUGUUACUUUCACUUUUUUGUUGGUGUGUCUCGAUUGAUUGUUGUAUAUUCUUAUUUCUUAUUAUUAUAGUUUAUUGUAUUAUUUUGAAACAGAUUGACGGAAUGGAUUCUAUUAGAACCCUCUAAGUGGACCCCAUAUGGCCCGAGAGUCACGUUUAUGUAAAUCUACCACAGACUACUGGAUUAUUUUCAUUUCCGAAAUGCCCUAAUCCCUUCAAAACGACCAAAACGCCUCCCUCUCCCUCUCCCGAUCUCAACCCUCAGCGAUGUUCGUGUUUUACAGACAUUCAUACCCACCAGUUUCGAAAGUUUCCCUCGCAUUUGCAAUUUGUGCAUCCAAACGCCUUUUUUAAAAAAUGUACGGUUCCUGAUGUCGAUCUCUCUCUGAUCCUUCAAUCGGCCUUACCCAGUAUUUGUUGUAAUAGAUGUAGGAUCUGAAAUUAGGGAUGCAAUCUGCUAUAAACUCUUGUAAUUCACUUCAUCUACACUCCAAACAUCGGAGACGGGAUUUUCGAGAUCUCGUUUUCUUCUUUCUCGAACAUGGAUCGGUUUCAACAGAAGAAGAAAUCAUCGGUCGGAGAAGGUCCCAGUUCUUGAGAAUGUUUACUGGAAGGACCUCAACUUUCUUGUCUUUGUCUGGAUUGCAUUCCUUGCACUACAGAUUGCCAAGCGGCCUUGAUAAAGUGAACCCCUCAUCUUUCAUUGUUCGAUACCUUAAAUCCAAUUUGGAUGAUGUUGUCUUAAAGCUUAUCAUCCUGAAUGGCUGGGCAAGGAUUCCACAUUCUUGGAGACGGGCGAUCAAUGGACUUGUAGGAGAGCUGGAUGAAAAGGCAAAAAUCAUACAUGAGGAUUUGACCAAUCACGUAUGUACCUUGAUUCCCUUUGAGAAACUAUGACAAUUAUGUCUCUUCAUUUCUCAUUAGCUGCAAAAUUUUGGUUUCAUGGAUUGAAGCAAGCC